Anopheles merus is the source of this 1906-nucleotide messenger RNA. RefSeq names its product gustatory receptor for sugar taste 43a (gene Gr43a). Gene Ontology annotation, cellular component: dendrite; neuronal cell body; membrane. NCBI's taxonomy places the organism in Eukaryota, Metazoa, Arthropoda, Insecta, Diptera, Culicidae. The transcript has 13 exons. The record is from RefSeq and is a predicted model, not a curated record. Gene Ontology annotation, biological process: sensory perception of taste. Bases 159 to 1472 code for a protein of 437 amino acids.
UACCUACAAGCCUGGUGUUUGCACUUGGCUCGAUCUAAGGCUAUAAAAGGGUUCUGCUUCACGAGGAACGCAUCAUAGUGCAGUUUCAAUUUCUUUGUUUGGCAUUUUUAUGCGCCGUUUGCAGUACAGUCUCAAGUAUACUACGAUACAGCCCGGUAAUGGAAAUAUCAGAGUCUACUAAAGUAGUGUUUUACGUGAGCAGAAUAUUUGGUCUUGCACCGUAUGUAGUGAAGCGCACUCCUAUUGGCCAAAUAGUGGAUUACAAGCGCAACGUGUUUCUCAUAGUUUAUAGUGUAGGUCUAGUGUUUUGCUUAGCUGGCCUCACCUACAAAGGAAUAUUUUUCGAUGUAACUUCCAAAAAACCUAUACGCUUCGUUUUCAGAAUGAAAACAGCUACUUCUAAGGUGGUGACCAUUCUAGACGUGUCAGUUGUAGUGUCUGCCUGCAUUUGUGGCACACUCAGUGGAAUAGGGGGACUGCAUUUUGUACGUGAGCUUAAUCGACGGUUAACCGAAGCCGAUGAAAUACUGUCAUUGUACGUGAAGGAAAGUACCCGAAGCCGGAGGCAACGACGGAAAGGAAUUCUCAUGCUAGGAUUAGUAUGUUUCAUCAUUACUGGAGCACUCUCUCUGGACAUAUGGGUAUGGUAUCGCAUUGCCGAUAAGAUAAAGAAAGAAAACAGUAAUUCCAGUGCCAACGUACUAGGCUACUUUCCAUUUUACUGCUUGUACUACAUACUGAUGAUGUUUCAUGUCCUGUUCGCACAAGCUGCACUGGGCAUUGGUAAUCGAUUUCGCCACUUGAAUGUGGCGCUGUACGAAAUGUUUCCCGAAUUUGGCAGAACAUCGCGCAUCGAAAUCUCAUCCAUCAAUUUAGAUUCCGACAAAAAAGAUCCCAUCGAUGUUGACCUCCGAAAGUGUGUAUCAAACGUGGCGCAUGGAUUUGAUAGGAAGCGAACCUUAUCAUCGAGAAAAAUAAUUGAAGAUCUUGCCGUAAUACAUGCUUCUCUUUCAUAUUGUAUAGUGUUGGUUUCGAAGACAUUUGGAAUUGCUUUGCUGGCGGUGCUAGGGUCGUGCUUACUACAUCUCGUCGCCACGUCCUACUUUUUGAUGGUUGAGUUGGUUGGUGACAAGGAUGCAGUAUUUGCGUGGAUUCAGGCAUUGUGGUUAUUCAUUCAUAUUUUUAGAUUUUUACUAACCAUUGAACCCUGUCACAUAACUAAUGUAGAGUCAAAUCGUACUAUAACCAUUAUAAACAGCUUAAGGAGAACCUGCAAAGAUGUUGAAAUGAUAGAGAGUAUCAACAUGUUUUGGCAGCAGUUGAUCGCCAGCAACUUUUCCUUCACCGCUUGUGGACUAUGUACAAUUGACAGACGAAUUAUAACAUCGUACUGCGGAGCGAUUGCCACUUAUUUAGUGAUACUAAUUCAAUUUAAAGAAGCCGAUGACAAUUCCGGAAAAACGCCACACUAGACGACUACAGACGGUACGAGUAUAGCAUUAACAGUGGCUUGUGUUUGGUUUAAACUUCAAAUUAUGUAUAGUGACAUAAUUUAAGCAUUAUUUAUCACCAACAAACGUAUGAUGGAAUAAUCACAUCAAAAUAAUACAUUUGAUAAUAAAAAAAUAUUCACAAUAAGGAAUGUACAUAUUUUAUUCUUUCAAAGUUGUACUCUUGUUUAUUGUAAAUAUACGAUACGUAUUAUUUGUCCAGUUUCCAUCAAUCUUGCCUCGCUGGUGUUGCUUCCUUUUGUUUUGCUUUCUAGGAUAAUUUUUACUCUUGCCUUGUGAUUCUUGCCUCGAAAGUUUCCAUCGAUAAUUGUCCACUGCCUGUCCGUACCUAAGCCAAAACAGAAACUCAUGCCAUACAAUAUUUGCCAUGAGCAGUGGCGGGUCUAGCCUCUCCG